Messenger RNA from Aureococcus anophagefferens, 1593 nucleotides. RefSeq lists its product as hypothetical. The record is from RefSeq and is a predicted model, not a curated record. Bases 1 to 1593 code for a protein of 530 amino acids. NCBI's taxonomy places the organism in Eukaryota, Pelagophyceae, Pelagomonadales, Pelagomonadaceae. The transcript is spliced from 2 exons.
AUGGCCUGGUGGAACACGCUCGAGAUCACGGACGCGACGUCGACGACGCGCUUCCGGACGCAGACCGACGAGGAGCGGCUCCAGGCGGCGCUCGCGCUCGUCGCCGCCUACCUGCGCGGCGGCGCGACGGCGACGCUCGUGCUGCCCGUGUCGCUGGGCCUCGACGACGACUGCUGGCGGCGCUUCGGCGACCUCGUCGGCGGCGCGGGCUGCGUCGUGCGCCGGCGCGAGGUCGACGCGCGCGCCGCGGGCGCCGCCGCGGCCGGCCGCCGCCGGCGCGCGUACGAGAUGACCGUCGACGCGUCGGCCCAGGUGCGGCGCCAGUUCGCGACGGCCUGGAGGCUCUCGGCGCACGCCAUGGCCGUCGCCAAGGCCCGGGCCGCGCCGAAGCGCGCGCGGCGCGCCGCGGGGGACGCCGCCGCCGGGCGGUCGCGGACGCCGAGCCCGCCGCCGGGCCCGCCGCCGCCGACGCGCGAGCCGCCGUCGCCCGAGCUCGGCACGGAGUCCCUGGCGCGGGACUCCGUCGACGUCGCCCGCUUCGACGUCGACGCGGAGCCGGCUCCCGCGGUGCCCGAGUCGCCCGCGCCGCCGCGGCCGCCGCGCGCCGCGUCGCCCGCGGAGGCCGCCGCGGCCGCGGGCGCCGUCGCGGCGCGCCUCGCCGCGCGCGCGGUCGCCGGCGGCCUGCGCCGCGCGAGGACGCGCGCCGCGGCGGCCCGCGCCGCCGAGCGGCGCCACCCGGCGCGCGUCGUCGCGGGCGCGGCCGCGGCGGCCGGCGAGCGCGGCGACGCGCGCGCGCCCUGGCUCGCGCGGCUCGCGGGCGCCGGCGCCGCCGCGGCGGUGCGCUGGGCCCGCGACGCGGCCGGCGCGCUGCGGUCGUCCGCGGCGGCGCUCGACGACGCCGCGCUCGCCGCGCGCGCGACGGCGCCGCGGCCCGAGGCCGGCGAGCUCCGCCUCAUCCAGGCCUGGGUCCCGCCGCGCGGCGCGGACUCGCACCUCGUCGUCGUCUGGACGGCGCGCGGCGGCCUCGAGUCCGCGACCCGCGUCGCCGCGCCCGAGGUCGGCGUGCGGCGCGCCGUGCCCCUGGGGCCGGAGCCCGUCGCGACGGCCUGGCUCCUCGACGCGCUCGCCGCCGUCGCCGACGGCGUCGCCGCGGCCCUCGCGCGCGACGCGGCGACGCGCGCGCCCGCGCGGCUCGACCUCGUCUUCAAGCUCGGCGCGGCGAACGCGCUCCACCUCCUCUACUGCGACCGCGUCGAGUUCGCGCCCGCGCCCGCGGCGCCCGCGGCGCGCGCGCCCGCGCGGCCCGCGCGGCCCGCGCCCGCGGCGCGGCCCGCGGCGCCCGCGCGCGCGCCCGCGCGCGCGCCCGCGCGGCCGCCGUCGGCCAAGGGCCCGCGGCGCCGGCCCUUCCAGAAGCGCUGCGAGAAGUUCUUCAAGCGCCAGAUCGCCCACCCCAUGGAGAUCACCGUGCUCUCCUACCUCGGCGCGGACCGCGACGACGCGAGGUCGGGCAAGGAGCGGAACAUCGCGCGCCUCGAGCGCGAGUUCUCCCAGAAGCGCACGCUCCCGACGGACUUCGCGCCGCCGACGCGGUGA